AACAAAGAAAGGUUAAAGAACAACUCCAGCUGCCUAAAACUCUCCUUCUUACAUUCGCUUGUGUGUCUACAUAGUCACACAACACACCUGGGAUGAUGGAGCGCUGGCCAUUCUGGCCCACUCUGGUCUUCACCUGUUUUUUAAUGCUGUGGCAUGAUGGUGAGGCAGAGGCAGCAUUCACCAUUGACUGGGUGAAGCUGACCCUUCUUCCAGGAACCACAGUGGAGAGAGGCAGCAAACUGACCCUCCGCUGUGAAGUCAAGGUCAGCCACAGUUCCUCACAACUCAUGCACACUCUGAAGUUCCUGAUGGAUGGGAGAGUGAUCUACUCGAAAAACACCAGUGAAGCUAUGGUGGAGUACAGCCUAGUCCCAGCCAGGGCUUCCGACUCAGGCCUUUACGAUUGCCAAGUCCAAAUCUUCAAAAAGGAGAAGAUCAGCGAGAAACAGAGACUCACUGUAACAGGCCUGCAGACCCCACAGCUAAAAGUACAGCCCAACAUUGUGACUGAGGGUGAUGAAGUUAUGGCCACAUGCAGUGCACCAGAGGAGAUCGGUGGUCUGCAUGUCUACUUCUACAAAAACAACCAAGAUCUCCAGAUUAUUUAUAGCAAAGACAAUUCAGCAACCAUUAACAUAAAUUUUCAAGAAUCAGGAAACAUCUCCCUUCACUGUAACUACAUACUUAUGCUGCAUCCCACUGCAGGUCGGUCCAACAACAGCAACACUGUGAGCAUCUUUUUGCAAGAACUUGAGAUAACACCGUCAAUAAGAAUUCUUCCUAAUGCAGUUGUUGUGGAGGGGGACCGAGUGCACAUAAUCUGCAAUGUUUCAGAUUACUCCCAAAGUGGCCUUGAAGUUUUCCUGACCAAAGACACUGUGUUACAUAAAGACCAUCGGACAUUCAGUCACAGCUUUGUGGUAACAGCAAAUGACUCUGGAGAAUAUGUAUGUAAAACUGAAAAGGGCAAUGUUCAGAAGAUCUCCAAGGCCCAGCUACAGGUAGCAGAGUUGUUUUCAAGACCUACUCUAAGCAUGACUCCAGAGUAUGUGUUUGAGGGACAACACUUCAACCUGAGCUGUAGGAGUUUUAAUAUCUCGCAAACACAAAUCACUGCCAAAGUGAAGUACAGUCUGUACAAAGACAAUAACCGUCUAAUUGACGGACAUGUCUUCAACACUACAGCAAGCACAGCCAACAGUGGAAAUUACUACUGUAAGGCUGCAGCUGAGGGCAUCACCAAAGUGAGCAUGCCAUUGGUUAUUAAUGUUAAAGUGCCUGUUUCAGCUCCGGUCUUUCGCACAGUUGGAAAGAUUAUCAUAGGGCAGCCGUUUCAGCUCCUUUGUGAGAGUGAACAUGGAACGCUCCCUAUCACCUACACCUUACUAAAGUUCCAGAAGCCAGUGGCACACAUGACAGUGACUGGUCCUCAGCGUAGUGCUUUAUUCAACAUCUCCUCCAUCAGUCACAGAAAUGAGAGCCACAGCUUCACCUGCAUGGCUGAGAUGCAGGGGUCUCACUACAGCAAAUAUAGUCCAUCUCUCAACACACCAGUCAUAGAAACUGUGUCUGGACCAGAAUUGACUCUUAAAACUAAGGGCUAUGUGGUCACCGAAGGUGUGGAUCUCAUUCUCUACUGUAGUGUGCAGCAAGGAACAGUUCCCAUCACCUUCAGCUGGUACCGCAAUGGAGUUGUGAAGCCACUGAACAGCACACGAAUUAGCAAAACACAAGGAUUUCACAUCAUCAAGUCCAUAACUCGUGAUGACGAAGGGCAAUACUACUGCCAGGCCUACAAUGAUGCUAAUGAGCCAAAGAAGAGUCGUCAAGUCCACAUCGAAGUGAACUUAGCAGGCUGGAAGAAGAUUCUCAGUGGUGUGUCCUGUAUCUUUCUUUUGGUGCUUAUUGUCAUCAUCCUUGUCAUUUUCCUCAAGAAAGCACAUACUCCACGGAAAAGAAAAAGAGCAGUUGAAUUAUCUGUAAAGCCUGCACGUCCUAAAUCCGAAGAUCCCAUGAGGGUGAGUCUGACUCUCGACUUUGAGGACAAUACUGCAGGCAACGCCACUCCUGGUAUCAUGGGCCGGAAUGUGUGGCAUGAUCAUGUAUCAAGCUCAGAAUCUGAUGAAGAGUGCAAGAAGGAAGAGUCUGAGAAGUCUCAAAACGUUGACGAGCCAUCCCUUCAGAAUGUGGACUCUGGAGGAGAGCUUGUUAUGCAUGAUACAGAAACCGUGAAAGAUGAUUUCCUGGAAAUGAAACAAGAUGAAGCGCCCCAUGUGGAUAUUGGUCUGGAGUAUGUUCAACUUAACAACUGUGAACUGAAACCUGAGUAGACUCCCUCUUCACGAGACACACUACAUGUAAUUCAUAUGUAAUUUAUUCGACUUCCACUCCAGCUCCACCUGCCUGCCAGUGAGGAGACCUUGCUGUUGUGUAUUGUAUACAUUCUAUGCCAUUUUAUCAGAUAGUGCUAUUUCUGUAUAUGGUGUGAAUUACUGGUUGCACAAAUCAUUGUGUUGUGAUGUGACAUAGUUGAGAAUAAAGGAUGUGCUUUCAUCAAGA
Messenger RNA from Ictalurus punctatus (channel catfish), 2559 nucleotides. It is a transcript of the gene pecam1a, whose product is annotated as platelet and endothelial cell adhesion molecule 1a. The coding region runs from base 93 to 2330 and encodes 745 amino acids. NCBI's taxonomy places the organism in Eukaryota, Metazoa, Chordata, Actinopteri, Siluriformes, Ictaluridae. The transcript has 15 exons. Gene Ontology annotation, molecular function: transmembrane signaling receptor activity. Gene Ontology annotation, biological process: cell surface receptor signaling pathway. The record is from RefSeq and is a predicted model, not a curated record.